CCGGCCCGGCCCGGUUCCGCAGCAUGUGAGCCCGCGGGGCGGGGAUGCUCUGGCUGCUCUGCGGCCCCUCCGGCGCCAUGGACAGCCAGGCGCUCGUCAUCCGCAUCCAGAUCCCCGACGGAGCCGCCGUGGACUGGACCGUGCACUCCGCACCGCAGCUGCUCUUCAGGGAUGUGCUGGAUGUCAUUGGUCAAGUUUUACCAGAUGCAACGACCACGGCGUUUGAGUACGAGGAUGAGGAUGGAGAUCGGAUCACGGUCAGGAGCGACGAGGAGAUGAAGGCCAUGCUCUCCUAUUAUUACUCCACUGUGAUGGAGCAGCAGGUGAAUGGACAAUUGAUAGAACCUCUCCAGAUCUACCCACGAGCCUGCAAACCUCCCGGGAAAAGGAACAUACAUGGCCUCAAGGUGAACACCAGGGCCGGGGCCGGCGGCGGCGGCGCCGCGGCCACCUCCGACAGCCUCCCCAGCAAUAGUUUGAAGAAAUCCUCGGCAGAGCUGAAGAAAAUCCUCGCCAAUGGCCAGAUGAAGGAACAGGAUAUUCGGUACCGGGAUAUCCUGGGCCACGGCAACGGAGGAACGGUCUACAGGGCUUACCAUGUCCGUAGUGGAAAAAUCCUGGCAGUGAAGGUGAUCCCCUUGGAUAUAACUCUGGAACUCCAGAAGCAGAUCAUGUCCGAGCUGGAAAUCCUCUACAAGUGUGACUCCUCGUCCAUCAUAGGAUUUUAUGGUGCUUUUUUUGUGGAGAACAGGAUUUCCCUGUGCACGGAGUUCAUGGAUGGAGGCUCUCUGGACGUUUAUAGAAAAAUCCCGGAGCACGUGCUGGGGAGGAUAGCAGUGGCUGUUGUGAAAGGCCUGACCUAUCUGUGGAGCCUGAAGAUUUUACACAGGGAUGUGAAACCAUCCAACAUGCUGGUGAACACCCGGGGCCAGGUGAAGCUCUGUGAUUUUGGGGUCAGCACCCAGCUGGUGAAUUCCAUAGCCAAGACUUAUGUUGGAACAAAUGCUUACAUGGCGCCUGAGAGGAUUUCGGGAGAGCAGUACGGGAUCCACUCGGAUGUUUGGAGCCUGGGAAUUUCCUUCAUGGAGCUUGCUCUUGGGAGGUUUCCAUAUCCUCAGAUUCAGAAAAACCAGGGAUCUUUAAUGCCUCUCCAGUUAUUGCAGUGCAUUGUUGAUGAGGAAUCGCCGGUGCUUCCAGCCGGGGAAUUCUCGGAGCCAUUUGUGCACUUCAUCACUCAAUGCAUGAAGAAGCAGCCGAAGGAAAGGCCAGCACCUGAAGAUUUAAUGGGUCACCCCUUCGUGGUGCAGUACAACGACGGCAACGCCGAGGUGGUGUCCAUGUGGGUGUGCAGGAUGCUGGAGGAGCGGCGAUCCCAGGGAGCACCGUGAGCUCUGCAGCGUCCCAGGAGCUCUUCCCACACCGCCUUCGGACUCUCCGCUGAUCCAAUCUUUUUUAUUUUACCUCCAUUACUUCCUAGAAGCAUCAGCAAGAUCGGGAUAUUUGUUGGCUGCCUUUUCCUCGCUGCCGCAUUGAGGAUUUUUUUUUUUUUUUAAUUUGUUUCUUUGGUUGCUGAGCAGUUUCCAGGUUAUCUUCAAUUAUAUUGUACACAGCCUUAAAGCAAGUAUUUUAUAUCUCUAUUUUUGGGUUACUGAAUGUUCUAUUUCCUGACUCCAGAGUAUUUUUUAACUGUUGCUGCUGUCUGAGUGUCCAGAGGAUUUCCCGAGGAGUUGGUGGCUGCCUCUGAGUGCAGCUGCCACAAAAUACUGGCUUUAAAUCUGAAACAAAAGCAAACAGGCCAAAAAAAAAAAAAUUAGAAAUAUCAGAGCUUGCCCAGCCUGUGAGGGGUGCCAGGUGGGUCAGCAUCACACCAGUAAGUGACUGGGAAUGCCCCUCUCUGCUCCCAGUGCCAGCUGCUGGGGAUCGGGGUUCGAAAUCCCAAAAUCCUGGGGGCCAGACACCGGGAGCAUCCAUGGGCAGGCUCUGCAGGCUGGUCCCUGAAUCACGGAGGGUUUGAGGAGGUGGGAGAGGGCAGGGCUGUGCUCUGGAGCCAGGGAAUGUUCACCUGGAGAAGGGAAGGCUCCAGGGAGAGCUCAGAGACCUUCCAGGACCUGAAGGGGCUCCAGGAGAGCUGGAGAGGGGCUGGGGACAAGGGAUGGAGGGACAGGAUGGAGGGGAAUGGCUUCCAGCGCCAGAGGGGAUUUUGGGAACAAUCCUUCCCUGGGAGGGUGGGGAGGCCCUGGCACAGCUGUGGGUUCAGCUGGGUCGAGCACAGGCUCCAGGUUUGCUGUUCCAGCAAGGAGGAAUGACUGCAUUGUCUCUGCUGGACGUGUCCACAACAGACCGACACAGAUCGAAUCAGUCCUUGUGUCAAAAUGCUGAUUAAAAGGGAAAAAAAAUAAAAAUAAAAAUGGAUGUGAGAGGCAGGCUUGGGGUGAGCGAGUUGGGUGGGAGGAGGUUGGGGUUUGUUUGCUUGACUUUGCGUUAAAAAUAAACUUUUGCUAAAAAAUAAAAUAAAAUAAAAAAAUUAAAAAUACACAUGUAGUUUAUUUUCUACCAGCGGCUUAACCCCCCCCAAACACACACACACAACUCAGUGAAAUAUUCCUCCCAAACCACUGCAAAUCCUAAAUGUUAUUCUGGAAGCAGCCUUGGAUUCCUUCCUUGGAGGGAUCGUUUGUCUUUUUUUGAAGUGUAGAGGUUGCAGGCGUGAACUCCCAGACUAAAGUUUGUCUUAAUUGCUCUGAUGUCACAGCCCGGCUGGCAGAUAAGAGCGCAAUGAAUGAGCCAGCAGCCCCCGUUCCUCCAGGUCCUUCUGCUAAAGUGAGACAAAUUCCCUCCCGUGAGCCGAGCAGGGCAUCGCCAGCGCUGCCAUUUAUUCAUCCCUAACAGUUCGCAGCAGCUUUCCCUGGAUAAAAGGUCUCUCUCUUUCUCUCUCUCUCUCUCUCUCUUUCUCUCUCUCUCUUUUUUUUUUUUUUCUCGGAUUUAGUUUAAAAUUCACCAAACCCCGAGGCUUUUCCUGCUGCUUUUCCUGGCAGGGGAAGACUCAUCUUGAAAAUCCGUGUGGGAUGGAGCUGAGAAAAACCUUCUGGGUUUGCUUUUGGCAAUUUUUUUUUGUUGUUGUUGUUUUGUUGUUUUUUUUUUUUUUUUUUUUUGUGUUGUUGCUGUUGGGGUUUUUUGUUUGUUUUGUUGGGGUUUUUUUUGUUUGUUUUUUUUGUUUUGUUUUGGUUGGUUGGUUGGUUUUGUUUGGGUGUGUUUUUUUUGUUUGAUUAUUUUGUUUGUUGUUUGUUGUUUUUUUUUUUUAAGUGGUGACAGAAUUAUAAUUCGCUUGGUUGAUCAGUGUAAUCAAUUAAUCAAUCCAGCAAUCAGGGAACUUUGGGGCCUGCAUCCCGUUUCCUGUCCCAGAUCCUUGGAUUCAGCGCAUCCAGGGAUCUGCUCAUCACUGCCGGCAGGGUUUGUGGGAACGGGGCUGGAUGAGAGAGCAGAGCAGCGAGUUUGGGAUUCCCCAGCUCCUCCCAGCCUCGCUGGCGUUCCCAGCUGAGCAGCAGCGAGCUCGGACCUUCCCAGAGCUCCCCAUCCUGCCUGGACACGGGAUCGGGGGGUGGUCUGUCCCCACAGGGACCCCAAUUCCUGCCGCCGCCGCUCGGCACCCAGGGGCACAGUGAGGGGCAGUGCAGGAAAUCAGCAUUUAGCUCUGCCGGGUGCCCCCCACGCACCCCC
Molecule: messenger RNA, 3717 nt
Organism: Cinclus cinclus
Lineage: Eukaryota; Metazoa; Chordata; Aves; Passeriformes; Cinclidae
Gene: MAP2K5
Product: mitogen-activated protein kinase kinase 5
Exons: 22
Coding region: 45-1388 (447 amino acids)
Biological process (GO): protein phosphorylation
Molecular function (GO): ATP binding; protein binding; protein kinase activity
Source: RefSeq, a predicted model, not a curated record